Molecule: messenger RNA, 415 nt
Organism: Aspergillus ruber CBS 135680
Lineage: Eukaryota; Fungi; Ascomycota; Eurotiomycetes; Eurotiales; Aspergillaceae
Product: KGG domain-containing protein
Exons: 2
Coding region: 41-394 (117 amino acids)
Source: RefSeq, a predicted model, not a curated record
UUAAAAUCCCAUUUCAAGCAAUUAAAAUAAGCAUAACAUAAUGCAACGUUUUAUCCUCCACCCAACCCCCCUCUUCCGCAGCUCUCCAAACCCCUCCACUGCUUGGACUGCGCGCCGGUUCGCAACCGCAUUCCACCACCCUAAUCCCGGCAACUUUGCCAACCGCCCCAGGGAACAACUCUCUGAAGCCGGCCGCAAAGGUGGCAGAAAGGGCGGAAAAGCGCAUGGUGGGGGUGGAUUCCAUAAUAUGGAUCCGGAGAAGCAGCAUGAAAUAGCUUCUCGCGGAGGACAUGCCUCUAGAAAAGCAGCCCAGCAACAAUAUCAAGUUCCGGAAGAAGAACCUGUUGAUCCAGCUACAGCACCUCCGGGAUUUGAAAGGUCUGCUUCUGCGUAGUUUUGGGUGUAUUUAAUGUCG